AUGGAAGAUGUUAACGUUCCAUUUGUUGAAGUACAUUAUAUUACAAUUCAACAAGUUGGUAAUGUACCUAUAACUAAAGGUGAUUUUCAAUCUCUUCCACAUCAAGUACAAACAUGGCUUGCUCAAAUGAUACAAUUGUGUGCACCCCGUGCUGUAUAUAUUUGUGAUGGAUCAGAAGAAGAAGCUGAAAUGGUUACAAAUAAACUUGUUGAACGUGGUACCUUAACAAAAUUAACAAAAUAUGAAAAUUCUUAUAUCUGUUGGACAGAUCCUCGGGAUGUUGCUCGUGUUGAAUCAAAAACAUUUAUUGUUACAAAUAAUAAAUAUGCAUCAAUACCACAUUCACGAGAAGGCGUCAAAUGUGUACUUGGUCAAUGGAUGUCACCUAGUGAUAUGAAACAAGAACUUGAUGAUAGACUUCCUGGAUGUAUGGCUGGACGAAUGCUUUAUGUUAUUCCAUUUAGUAUGGGACCAAUUGGUUCUCCAUUAAGUAAAAUUGGUGUACAAAUAACAGAUUCGAAUUAUGUAUUACUUUCAAUGAGAAUAAUGACACGUGUUUCAUCAGAAAUUUGGAAACAUCUUCGACAUAAUGAAGAAUUUGUUAAAUGUCUUCAUUCAACCGGCGUUCCUCGUCCACAUACACAAAAGAUUAUUAAUAAUUGGCCAUGUAAUCCAGAAAAAAUACUUAUUUGUCAUUUUCCGGAUAUUCGAAAAGUAAUUAGUUAUGGAUCCGGUUAUGGUGGUAAUAGUUUACUUGGUAAAAAAUGUUUUGCUUUACGUAUUGCCGGUCGUAUUGCUUACGAUGAAGGAUGGUUAGCUGAACAUAUGCUAAUCAUGUCAAUAACAAAUCCCAAAGGUGAAGAAAAAUUUAUUGCUGCUGCUUUUCCAUCAGCAUGUGGUAAAACAAAUCUAGCUAUGUUAACACCAACAAUGCCUGGUUAUACUGUUCGAUGUAUUGGUGAUGAUAUAGCUUGGAUGAGAUUUGAUAAACAAACAGGUGAAUUAAGAGCUAUUAAUCCCGAAACUGGUUUCUUUGGUGUUGCACCUGGUACAAAUAUGAAAACAAAUCCGAAUGCUAUUUUAACCUGUUUAAAAAAUUCUAUAUUUACUAAUGUUGGUGAAACAGCUGAUGGUGGAUUUUAUUGGGAAGGUCUUGAAAAUGAAACACCACCUGGUACGGAAAUUAUUUCUUGGACUGGUGAACGAUAUAAACUAGGAGAAGAUAAAACAAAAAAAUCAAGUCAUCCAAAUGCAAGAUUUUGUUGUCCAGCACGACAAUGUCCUAUUAUACAUGAUAGAUGGGAAGAUCCAGCUGGUGUACCUAUAUCAGCUAUUAUUUUUGGUGGACGAAGACCAGAAGGUGUUCCACUUGUUAUUGAAUCAUUUGAUUGGAAACAUGGAAUAUUUCUUGCUUCACAACUUAAAUCAGAAACAACGGCAGCUGCUGAACAUACAGGAAAACAAAUUAUGCAUGAUCCAUUUGCUAUGCGACCUUUUGUUGGUUAUAAUUUUGGACAUUAUAUUCAACAUUGGCUUGAUUUUGAAAAAGAUCCUAAAAAUAAAUUACCAAAAAUCUUUCAUGUAAAUUGGUUUCGUUUGGAUGAAAAUAAGAAAUUUCUUUGGCCAGGAUUUGGUGAUAAUAUUCGUGUACUUGAUUGGAUUGUUCGACGUACAAAUGGUGAAGAUAUUGCUGAGAUAUCAUCGGUUGGUCUUAUACCAAAAAAAGAUUCGAUUAAUCUUCAAGGUCUUAUCGUUGAUUGGGAUAAAUUAAUGAGUGUACCAAAAGACUAUUGGAAAGAUGAUAUCGAAGAAACAUUAUCAUGGCUUGAUGGACAAUUAGGUGAUGAUUUACCACAUGAUAUUCGUAUUCAAAUUGAACAACAAAAACAACGUAUAUCACAAAUAAAUUAA
Adineta steineri is the source of this 1911-nucleotide messenger RNA. The record is from the annotation of a GenBank genome assembly. Lineage: Eukaryota; Metazoa; Rotifera; Eurotatoria; Adinetida; Adinetidae.